AAAAGGAAAAAAGAAAAGAAAAGAAAAAAACUAAAACUUUACACAUAGUGCUGACGAGCAGUGAUGAGGAUUCCAAUUUCCAACUUCAUCAUACUAAGAAAUUCAGUAAAAACUAUUUCCCCUCUCUUCGGGUCGCCUUGUUUUCAGUUCCAGAUCAUACGUUAUGGGAUCUUGUUUAGCCAAUAUCUCCAAUUCAAUUUCGCCGACUGCUCAAGCUCUCUUCGAUGAAUUGUGUACUGCCUACAUCGCCCCUCUGGAUUUCCCUGACCUCAUAAUUUCCCUUGUAGGUGUAUCAGCGGCGAUCAUCGCCGUUCACCUCUUGCUCGAGAUGGUGCGUGACUUGAAGCAGAUGACUAAGCAGAAGACGAAGAGCAAGUGGCUUGGAGUUCGCCGCGAUUUCUCCACUGAAGUAGAAAAAAGCAGGACGGUUCAUGUUCCGGAUCUAGAUGCUGCACUUGCUGAAGAACUGCAGUUUCAAGAAGCUUUAUUGGUUUCGCUUUUUACUGCUCCGACUGUUAAUGAGGCAUCUUCAUCUGAAUUCGCUUCGCUUUCUACUGCUCUGACUCUUAAUGAGGCAUCUUCAUCUGAAUUGGCUUUGCUUUCUACUGCUCUGAAUCUUAAUGAGGCAUCUUCAUCUGAAUUAGCUUUGCUUUCUACUGCUCUGAAUCUUAAUGAGGCAUCUUCAUCUGAAUUGGCUUUGCUUUCUACUGCUCUGACUCUUAAUGACGCAUCUUCAUCUGUCCAGGGAGAACCCUUUCCUAAAAGCUUCUGCGAGAUUUGCUUAGAGGACAAAGGAAAAUGGCAGAUGAUAGAACAUGAAGGAUGUUCUCACUCAUUCUGUUCUGAGUGCAUGAGCAAGCAUAUCAUCGCAAGGGUUGAAGCAAACAUGCUUGAAGUCAAUUGCCCCGGAAUAAACUGCCGUUCUCUGUUAAAUGCCAGUCACUAUCGGCAUUUGGUUCCUAAGGAGACUCUAGUUAGGUGGGAUGAAGCUGUAUGCAAGUCAAUGUACGUCGACUCUCAGAAACUGUACUGUCCUUACCGCGACUGCUCUGCCAUGUUGGUUAAUGACACCGGGGAGGCCAUGGGAAAGUCGACUUGCCCUUUAUGCAAGAGAUCAUUCUGUGCAGCAUGCCAAGUCCCCUGGCAUUCCGAGUUUACCUGCAAGAAAUUCAAGAAGCUGAACACGCAGAAGAAGAAAGAAGAUGCCAUGGUGAUGACUCUUGCAAAGAAGAAACACUGGCAGAAAUGCCCACAAUGCAAAAUGCUUGUGGAAAAAUCAGAGGGAUGUAUUCACAUGACUUGCAGGUGCAAUCACCAGUUCUGCUACAGGUGUGGCAGGAAAUGGUCUUCAACUCAUGAAGCUUGCUAUUUUAAACUAGGGAGGUUAGCAAACAGAACUUUCGGUAAACUACUCGUUCAGUAAGCAUUCGUUUAUUUAGGUAAACGAACGUAAAUGAACAAAUUUUAGAGCUCGGUUUAUAUAAACGAACAGAGUCUGAACAUUUGUGAGCUCGUUUGCUAAAAGCUCCUGAACAAGUUCGUUUGUGUUCGUUUAAUAUUGUUCAUGAACAAGCUCGUUUCGUGUUCGUUUAAUAAUAUUCAAGAACAAGCUCGUUCAGCGUUCGUUAAUAAUGUUUGUUCGUUAAUGAUCCUAGUUUCAACCAAUCAAUACCUCCUAGUAGAGAGUGGUUUCAUUUCUCGGUUAUUGCU
This is a messenger RNA of Ipomoea triloba (trilobed morning glory), 1710 nucleotides long. RefSeq names its product probable E3 ubiquitin-protein ligase RNF217. Gene Ontology annotation, molecular function: ubiquitin conjugating enzyme binding; ubiquitin protein ligase activity; zinc ion binding. NCBI's taxonomy places the organism in Eukaryota, Viridiplantae, Streptophyta, Magnoliopsida, Solanales, Convolvulaceae. The transcript is spliced from 2 exons. Gene Ontology annotation, biological process: protein polyubiquitination; positive regulation of proteasomal ubiquitin-dependent protein catabolic process; ubiquitin-dependent protein catabolic process. The coding region runs from base 164 to 1423 and encodes 419 amino acids. Gene Ontology annotation, cellular component: ubiquitin ligase complex; cytoplasm. The record is from RefSeq and is a predicted model, not a curated record.